UUGAGGCGACGAUGCCAAAGUGGCCAGCACACGGGACUAGUCGAGACCUCAGACUGUUACUGAGGUCAAAUCGUUUUUGGGGAUGACGGACUACUAUCGUCCGUUUGUUAAGAACUAUAGGACUAUAGCUGCCCUAUUAACAGAUCUAACUCGACUCGACACCCCUUGGGAGUGGAGUGAAGAGUGUGAAGCGGCCUUCAAGAAAUUGAAGUAUGCGCUGACGCACUACGAAGUCCUCAAACUUCCAGCUCCUGAUAAGCCCUUUGUCGUGACCACAGACGCCAGCCAAUAUGGCAUAUGCGCAGUCCUUGCGCAAAAGGAGGGGCCAAAGUUGAGACCGAUCGAGUAUACGAGUAAAAAGAUGCCAUCUCAGAAACUAGCCAGGUCUACUUAUGAGCGUGAGCUCUAUGCCCUGUACCGACCGUUGGUCCACUGGAGACACUAUCUGCUUGGCAGAUUUUUCUAUGUAAGAUCUGACCAUGAGACCUUGCGCUGGAUCAAAACACAGCCGGUACUCUCAGACGCACUCAAGAGAUGGAUACAAGUGAUAGACAUGUAUGACUAUCAACUUGAUCCUAUCAAGGGAGAGUACAACAAAGUGGCUGAUGCGCUAUCGCCGGCCGAGUCUAUGAGUUCCGGCUUGGCAAUCGGCAACGAGAAAUUGACGGUCCAAAAUGCGAGCGAGGCGAAUCCUGGGCUCCCACCAUCGUCGCUGAUGGCGCUUCAGCGUCAGAAUCCGGACUUCCCCGGAGUUCUUGUGACGGAGUAUGAUAGCACAUUUCGAAACCAGUACUAUCAGGGGCACCUUGACGAUUCAGGGAACGUCGAUGAGGAGGCGAUCUCCCAGGCAGCUACUCUCAUUGCUCGUGCUCUCUUUCUUCUUGCUGGUGGUGGACCAACUGCUGAUCAUAUCAAUGCCAACUCUUCGCUUAUCUCCAGCUUGGCCAGCUGUCUACUGACAUGGUCCCCAGGGUUGUCAUGCCCGCUUGCACAAGCAUUGAUGACUCCCCGACAGGCGUUUGCUAAUCACUAUGCCGGUGUCAUUGCCUACCCUUACCCAACUCCGCAUCCGGCGAACAUCGAUGAUACAGCCCGACUAGUAUGGAACUUUAUGGCCUCGCGUACGGACCUGGAGGCGCUCAAGACGAGGGAAGUCGGUCCGGGUAGUCUUGACAAUGACUCUACCCCAAUAAGGUGCUCGUUGAACUGCUCCGUCAAGCCAGGGCAGGUGUGCGUCGGUUCUCGAGCAAACGAGAAGGGCGUUUGCAUGACGUCCACAACAACUUACGUUCCUGCCUACUCAACGAGGCUGAGUGUCGAUAAGUAUGGGGUAUGGAGUGUGUUGCCCAUCCAAGGGGACAGUCCGGUUCUCGACCUUGUUGACCCUGUCUUUACGGAAAGUUACUGGCGCACACUCACGGUACGCGCAUUCAAACAAGAUAGCGCGUCGUUCGAGUCGGGAAUGCUCACGCUGGGUUCACUAAUGACCGCCUCCUCACUUGCAGUGGCAUUCGGUACUCGGUUGUUGUUUGCCAAGCGUUUGAAAAAUCUUUGAUCUGCUUCCGAGUUUCUACCCUGUCAAGUCCAAUUCCAUGAUUCGACCAAAAGAAUUUCCCGAUUUGACCAGCGCCUUUGUGAGAUAAUUGCUCCGGCGGACCUGUACCAUACCUCAUCUACCCUACAUUCAUCCCACCCUUCCACACCGUAAUUUCUGUUAGACCUUAACCUCCUCCCCACCGUGGCCCCAACCCCCCAAGCUCUAGAAGGACAGCAGCAGUGAGGUCUUGCGAUCAUUCUCUCUCCCAGCCUUUCUCAGCUGGUCCCCAGCUUGCCCUUGAAAUCGCUCCCCCCUGGUCACGUACCUGCCUCUUAGUCUUCCCCUCUUGGCCCCCAGCUUCCCAUCCCUUCUUUCCCUCCUGGUUCCCACCCUGCCUCCCAGUUGUCCCGAAAUUGCCUCCCGGUCUUCCCCUCCUGCUCCCCAGCCUCCUGUGCCUGCCUCCCAGUCUUUGCCUCCUGCUUCCCAGUCUGCAUCUCAGCACAUCCCGCCUGGUCCCCAGCCUGUGGUCCCGAUAUUGCCUUUUCCUUCUGGUUUCCAGCCUUCAUCUCAGUCUCUUUCCCACCUGGUCGUGAACCUGCUGCCCAGUCUUUUCCAUCUGGUCCCGAGCCUGCCUCCCAGUAUUUCCCUCCCAGCUCCCUGCCUGCAUCUCAGUCUUUCCCUUCUGGUCCUUGGUCUCGCAAGCCUGCCUCCCAGUCCCUCCCUCCUGGUGCCAGCCGGCCUCGCAGUCUUUCCGACCUGGUCUCCAGCCUGCUUCCCAGUCUUUCCCACCUAGUCCCGAGCCUGCAGAAGGGUUCUUUGCCUGCCUUUCUCCAGGGAAAAGAGGAGCAGUGGUUGAAGGUUUUUGGAUGCUCGUUUACUCCCACUGGGUUUGAACUCUCAACUUAUUGAUUGAACAGUUAUGGGCCAAGCAUGUACAGGUGUGGUGUACGUUGAAGCCCAGCUGAAGAAGCAGUGUACAUCUUGAGCAUCAGCACGGACCUUCCCAUCCUUGUCAGCAGACGGUUAGUUCCUUUUCGGGAUUUGUAAAGGAGACCUUGGCUGCUGCAUACAGAUCCGAUAUCGUCGUUGUCCUUGUCUCUUCCUCGUAAGAGUCGUAACCAACCAUCUAGGACAUCAGCACUGACUUCUAAAGGAGACCUUGCCAUUGAUGUCAACUUUGAGGGGCCCAGCAUGCCCGGGUAGCCGGGGUUGGUCCCGAUAUUGCCUUUCUCCUUAUCAAAUGAUGAUUUGAUUGUUCGCAGAUUGUCGUUGUGGGAUGGAUGCAGAGAUCGUGCAUUUCAUUGAAACUUACGCGCAAUGCCUUUGC
Molecule: messenger RNA, 2864 nt
Organism: Chara braunii
Lineage: Eukaryota; Viridiplantae; Streptophyta; Charophyceae; Charales; Characeae
Source: the annotation of a GenBank genome assembly